AUGGCGACACCACAAUUCCCCUCGCGGCCAUUCACAGGCUUGGGCAGGGCGUCGACAGUAGGACAGCAACAGCAACAACAACAACAAGCAGCACCGCCACACGCAAAUGUAUACCAACCACCGAGUUAUGGCGGGCCGAGCAAUACAUAUGGGGCUGGAGCAGGCGCAGGAGCCGGCCAACGAGACGCCAUGGCGCGACAGGAGCGCGAGCGCAUAGACCGAGAGCGACGGGAAGCAGAAGAGCGAGCCGGCGCACUAGACGCACUGAGCGAAGAGCAGCGAGAAGAGAUAAACGAAGCUUUCUCNCUCUUCGACCUCGACAAAGACAACCACAUCGACUACCACGAGCUCAAAGUCGCCCUCAAAGCCCUCGGCUUCGACCUCCCAAAAUCAGACAUCUUGUCCCUACUCCAAACCCACGGUAUCCCCGCCUCUGCCACCUCCACCCAUCCUGCCACCUCCGCCUCUGCAACGACAAAACCCACUUUUUCAGGUCCUGCACGAUUGGUACUUCCCCACGCCUCUUUUGUUUCCAUCGCCGCCUCUCGUAUCCUUGCCCGCGACCCCCGCGACGAGAUCUUACGGGCAUUUGAGCUGUUUGAUGCGGAGGGCAAGGGGAAUAUCAAUCUACAGGAUUUGAGGCGCGUGGCUAGGGAGUUGGGGGAGGGGUUGCAAGAGGAAGAGUUGGUGGCUAUGAUUGAGGAGUUUGAUCUCGAUGGCGAUGGUGCAAUUUCCAGGGAUGAAUUUGUGGGUAUUUGUUUGGGGUGA
Molecule: messenger RNA, 768 nt
Organism: Aureobasidium uvarum
Lineage: Eukaryota; Fungi; Ascomycota; Dothideomycetes; Dothideales; Saccotheciaceae
Source: the annotation of a GenBank genome assembly